This is a messenger RNA of Eremothecium cymbalariae DBVPG#7215, 1902 nucleotides long. RefSeq names its product polynucleotide 5'-hydroxyl-kinase (gene GRC3). Gene Ontology annotation, cellular component: nucleus. NCBI's taxonomy places the organism in Eukaryota, Fungi, Ascomycota, Saccharomycetes, Saccharomycetales, Saccharomycetaceae. The transcript has a single exon. Gene Ontology annotation, biological process: cleavage in ITS2 between 5.8S rRNA and LSU-rRNA of tricistronic rRNA transcript (SSU-rRNA, 5.8S rRNA, LSU-rRNA). Gene Ontology annotation, molecular function: polynucleotide 5'-hydroxyl-kinase activity. Bases 1 to 1902 code for a protein of 633 amino acids. The record is from RefSeq and is a predicted model, not a curated record.
AUGUUGAAUACUUCAUCAACAGUACCUGUUUACGAAGAUUCAGUGUCAGAAUCGGAAUCAGAAGGAUCAUUAGUUUCCGUAGAGCCAUCUAUAACAGCUCAGGAAACAAUAAGCUCUUCAGCUAAUGAAGAGUACGACUCAGAUGAGUCUAAUACUGGUAAUGACGGCAUAAAUGGGUGUUCUGACAAAAUAUUUGUUGCUAGAGCUGGUGUGAACUUUUUCAAUUUACCUCAGAAUAAUUCAAUUAUAAUCUGUCUUCAUAAAUAUGAACAGCUUAUGAUUUCAGGGACGUUUCAAGCUCAGAUUAUCAAGGGUGGAAUAACUUACAAUUCAGUACAUUAUAAUGGUGGGCCCCAAUUUCUUGAAUUUUGGCAUCCAAUUUCUGAUUCUAUCCCCCCUAUUGUCGCUUCAUUCUAUGCAGCUUGGGAAGAGCGUACAUUCAAUGGUGCUACAACAGUACCCUUAGAGACGAUGAAUGAGUAUGAGUGCAUAAUAAGAGUGAAAAACGGACCAAAUAUUCACGAUGUAAGCAAGUUCACACAUGAACUGGCCAAGUUAUGGACUGAAGAAUACAUUUCAACCCAGGGACAAACAUUUAAAAUACUGAAUGAAAACGAUGAGUCUGUUCGCAAACUGCUAAUAAGCAAACAAUGGUCAAAGACAAUUGAUGAGAUGAUGCUGCACCAUAUGAACUGUGAAGCAGAUACACGCGUGCUGUGUAUUGGAGGUAAGAAGAGCGGUAAAAGUACUUUACUAAGGCUUUUAAUGCAGAAAUUUCUUCAUGGGUGCAGAGCAGCAAGCACCGAUGAAAAUAACACUUUACCUCAUGACGCAGAUAUGGUUCACUAUUUAGAUAUGGAUCCAGGUCAACCGGAGUAUUCUGCGCCCGAUUCAAUAUCGUGGUGUAAAGUUACUUCAAAGUCAUUAUCGUUAGGCCAGCAUCUGGCUCAGGGGAAAAGAGAAAUGCUAAAAGAGAUAUAUAUAGGGUCGUCAUCGCCGCAGUCAUGGCCUGAAACCUAUAUUACAUCUAUGGAAAGCAUUAUCACUGCAUGGGAAACAGAAAAUUUGAUGGGGACAUCAGUAUUAAAUUUACCAGGUUGGGUUAAAGGAUUUGGUAUUAAAAUCAUAAAUAAAGCUGUAGAGCUGUUCAAACCAACCCACAUAGUGUUUUUGAUACAUGGAAAUAAACCAAUAUCUAAGGAGAUAAUUGUCCCAGAUAUGUUCACAACGUCUCAAAGAGAGUUCUAUCAACCUUUUAUUUAUAAUAUACCCCUGUUUCAUUAUCAUCCAACCAUCGGUCAGUCCUCUCAAGAUCCACGUUUUCAUGCUGCAAACAUCAGACAAUUUCGAUUAUUGGCAUAUCUUCAUAGAAAACAGAACCUCUUAUAUGAUCCAGAACCUCUUCUUAAAUCUGCGCCUCUCCAAAUAUCGUUUGGAGUUGAUGGCAUCAAGGCCUUUCAAUUUCUACAACACAGGUCGCAACAGUUUCACCCCGAUGAUAUAGCAAAUGUUUUACAAGGUUGCGUUGUAGGAAUUUUCAUUACACAAAGGCUACCAGAGGUUAAAUUCCAGGGUCCCUUCCCAAUGGCCAAAACUGCUGUUUAUGCACCUGAAAUGGAAUUUAUCACACUAGCUUUAAUUCAUUCGAUAGACACUAAAAACAAGUUCAUCAACAUAUACGUGCCUGGGCAUAGACUAGAAUACCUUCAAGCGGCCACUGGUCAUUUUGUGCUAAUUAGAGGCAAUACAGAUACUCCAAUUGGCGAACUGUAUCCAUACGUCAUAUUUGGUUCGGCCAAUGAUGAUGUUCCUUAUAUUAAUUUUGGAAAAAAGAAGAAGCAUGAACAUGUGUGGAAAGUGCGGAAGAAUAUUAAGAGAAGAGGCCACUUUAUUAAGUGUUAG